Messenger RNA from Zygosaccharomyces rouxii, 663 nucleotides. RefSeq names its product C-8 sterol isomerase ERG2 (gene ERG2). Lineage: Eukaryota; Fungi; Ascomycota; Saccharomycetes; Saccharomycetales; Saccharomycetaceae. The record is from RefSeq and is a predicted model, not a curated record. Bases 1 to 663 code for a protein of 220 amino acids. Gene Ontology annotation, cellular component: endoplasmic reticulum. The transcript has a single exon. Gene Ontology annotation, biological process: ergosterol biosynthetic process.
AUGAAGUGUUUCUACAUGGUUUGCGUCUUCGUAGGCGUAAUUGGAUGGAUCAUGAAUGGGUUAUACUCGACAUGGUUACCAAAAAACUACAUCUUUGAUCCUCAAACCCUUUCAGAGAUUAGUAACAGGGUAAUUGCUUCACAAAAAGGUAAUACCACUGAAGGUCUACUGAGAAGUAUGCGUGAUGAGUUGGCUAAUCAUUACGGACCUCAAUUUAUCAAUGAGUACAAGGACGAAGAUUGGGUUUUCAACAAUGCAGGAGGUGCAAUGGGUCAAAUGAUCAUUCUACAUGCAUCAAUUUCAGAGUAUGUGAUUUUGUUCGGUAGUGCUGUCGGUACAGAAGGCCACACUGGUGUUCAUUUUGCAGAUGAUUAUUUUACCAUUUUGAAAGGUCAGCAGACGGCUGCUUCUGCUCAUCUAACUGAGCCGGAAAUCUAUGAGCCUGGUAUGACUCACCAUUUGGUAAAAGGAACCCCCAAGCAGUACAGCAUGCCCCAGGGUUCAUUUGCACUUGAAUUGGCCCAAGGUUGGAUUCCAUGUAUGUUACCGUUUGGAUUCCUUGACACAUUUACAAGUACUUUAGAUGUGAUUAACUUGUACCGCACGGUCUAUUUAACUGGACGUGACAUGAUUAAGAAUUUGGUUCAAAACCAGAAGUUCUAA